This is a messenger RNA of Geodia barretti, 1002 nucleotides long. The record is from the annotation of a GenBank genome assembly. Lineage: Eukaryota; Metazoa; Porifera; Demospongiae; Tetractinellida; Geodiidae.
AUGAAAGCACAACGGGUUGUUUGGCCCGAUCGCGCCAAAGUUGACGUUGAGACGUUUAUGCUGCCGCCUGUCGGAGAUGAUGAAGUUCUUGUUGCGACAGAAUGCACACUCAUCAGUCCCGGUACGGAACGCGCGUUUUUAUUAGGACUCCCGAAUGCACAAGGGGGAUACCCAACCCGUCCGGGUUAUAGUAAUAUCGGCAGGGUGGUAGAUGUUGGAAAGGCAGUUACUGAUUGUGAAGUAGGUGACCGCGUCGCUUCAACGCAGGGACAUACCAGCCACUUUGUGACCUCGCCGAGUCGCUUGCUAAAGAUAGCAUCCGCCGAUGUGCCUGCUGAAGAAGCAGUUUUCUUUAAUCUCGGCGCGAUUGCAUUGCAAGGUGUCCGGAAAGCGCGGAUUGAAUUGGGCGAAGCGACACUGAUUUUAGGGCAAGGACUUAUCGGCUUGUUGGCGAUGCAACUCUCGAAACUGAGUGGUGCACUGCCGCUUAUUGCGGCAGAUCUCACCGAUAGUCGUCUUGAAAUCUCUAAAACAGUCGGAGCAGACUACACCUUCAAUCCAGAAGAUGCUGAUUUCUCCGAACAGUUAGAUGAUGCCACUAAAGGCGAUGGCCCCGCAGUUGUUAUUGAGGCGACUGGGCACCCGGACGCAAUCAGCACCGCUUUAGGUGUUGCGGGAGGGUGCGCGCGGGUGGUGUUGUUGGCAAGUACUCGUGGGGAAACACCGAGUGUGAACUUCUAUCGCGAUGUGCAUAAAAAAGGUCUCAUUCUGUACGGCGCACACAAUUCUAUCCGCCCGCGUCAAGAGUCCUCACCGAAUUUCUGGACGCUUGAAGAGGACAGUUUCUUGCUGUUAUCGCUCAUCGCGCAGAAACGGUUCAACGUUAUUCCGUUGAUUAGCCAUCGCGUCCCCGGAGAAGAUGCAGCAAAAGCAUAUCAACUCCUCAUGGAGUGGAACCCCGGCUUACUCGGUGUUGUUCUUCAAUGGAACAAUAGCAUGUAG